Molecule: messenger RNA, 2154 nt
Organism: Sorex fumeus (smoky shrew)
Lineage: Eukaryota; Metazoa; Chordata; Mammalia; Eulipotyphla; Soricidae
Gene: FAM222B
Product: family with sequence similarity 222 member B
Exons: 3
Coding region: 262-1953 (563 amino acids)
Source: RefSeq, a predicted model, not a curated record
GGGAGGGGGUGUCGGCGCACCACGGAGUGCUGUGCUCCGAGAGCCUGGCACCCGGAGCCGCCGCCUCCCCCUCCCCCUGCCGAGACCCCCGCAGCCCCUUCUCCCGCUCCCCGGGCGGGGCCGGGGGGCCAGUGGGCAGAGCUGCCCCUGGCGGGCGGGGCGGAGCUCGGAGCCCCACGGAGCGCCGCGGAGCGAACCUCAUCUCCCUUCCAGGGCGCAAGUGUGAGUGACUGCCUCAUGUGGUGUUGAUGCCCGUCUGCCAUGCUCGCCUGUCUACCAGGGCCAGCUGACCUGUCCUUUCAGCUUCUUUCUCAUACGCAGAUGAACACUGGACUUCAGAAAUGGGACACUACACAGAAAAUGAGAACUGCUCACUAUCCCACCCCAGCCGAAUUGGACGCGUAUGCUAAGAAGGUCGCAAACAACCCACUGACUAUAAAAAUCUUCCCCAACAGUGUGAAGGUUCCCCAGCGGAAACACGUUCGUCGUACUGUGAACGGCCUCGACACAUCCGCCCAGCGCUACAGCCCCUACCCGACCCAGGCUGCCACCAAGGCAGGCCUGCUUGCCAUUGUCAAAGUGCCAGCCAAAAGCGUACUCAAGGACUUUGACGGCACCCGAGCUCGGCUGCUCCCUGAGGCCAUCAUGAACCCCCCAGUGGCCCCCUAUGCUACUGUGGCACCCAGCACUUUAGCCCACCCCCAGGCCCAGGCUCUGGCCCGCCAGCAGGCCCUGCAGCAUGCACAGACCCUGGCCCAUGCCCCCCCCCAGACGCUGCAGCACCCUCAGGGUAUUCCGCCGCCCCAGGCACUGGCCCACCCUCAGAGCCUCCAGCAGCCUCAGGGCCUGGGCCACCCUCAGCCCAUGGCCCCCACGCAGGGCCUGGUCCACCCGCAGGCCCUGUCUCACCAGGGUCUCCAGCACCCUCCCAAUCCCUUGCUGCAUGGAGGUCGGAAGAUGCCAGACUCAGAUGCCCCCCCGAAUGUGACCGUGUCUACCUCAACUAUCCCCCUUUCCAUGGCGGCCACCCUGCAGCACAGCCAGCCCCCGGACCUGAGCAGCAUCGUGCACCAGAUCAACCAGUUUUGCCAGACGCGGGCAGGCAUCAGCACUACCUCAGUGUGCGAGGGCCAGAUCGCCAACCCCAGCCCCAUUAGUCGCAGUCUGCUCAUCAAUGCAAGCACGCGGGUGUCGACCCACAGCGUCCCCACACCAAUGCCUUCUUGUGUGGUCAAUCCAAUGGAGCACACCCACGCGGCUGCUGCCGCCUUGCCUGCCGCAGGCCCUGUCAACCUGCCCACUGGCAUCUCGCGGGCCCCCACUGGCUACCCUAGCGACCUCAAGCCAGUCGCCUGGAACCAGCACCAGCUGGCUCACCUACAACAGAUGUGCAGUGAGGCUGGGGGGACGCCGGCCCCGGGCCUGACGGGCAAGCACGCGGCAGGACGCGAGUUGGCAGGGCCUGGCUUUGUGGGCAAGGCCCCUGCCUACCCGCAGGAACUCUGCCUGGCACAGUCCUUCCAUCUGAAGCCAGCCCUGGAGAAACCAACCCCAUCCCCACCGGUCAACGGCUUGGCGGCCCCCCUGGCCUACCCCAAUGGCCACUACUUCCAACCCCUGUGGAACAACAUCCUGCCCACUCCCAAUAGCGACAGCUCGGGGUCUCAGGACCUCGCCAUGCCAUUCCAUGGUGGGCAGCCCACGGGUGCACCCCUCGACUGUGCAGCGGCUGCUGGGGCCCACUACCGCGCUGCAGGGACCGGGGGCGGUCCGGUGGCGAGCCAGAACAGCUUGAUGCAAACAGUGGAUUACCUAAGUGGGGAUUUUCAGCAGGCCUGCUUUCGAGAACAGAGCCUGGCCAUGCUGAGCAAGGCCCACCGCGCUCCUGGCGGCCGAGCCCCUGACCCCACAGAUAGUCGGAGUCUUCAUAUUCAGCACCCCGGGUACAGAUAGGGAGCCUGGGGCCGCCCUCCACAAGCCACACGUCAGACAUCACCCCUCUAGGUUAGUCUUACUUUCGAGUAAUUGGAUAGCUUCAAAGUUUCACUGCUCCAAUGUGAUCAUGCUUAGAUGUCUAAGAACAGGAAUUUGGUGGGAUCUACUGUAGAUCAGAGGGGGACCCUCUGUGCUCUCCUCCUCCCCUCCACUGCCUCC